Messenger RNA from Carassius auratus (goldfish), 999 nucleotides. RefSeq names its product granulins. Gene Ontology annotation, cellular component: extracellular region. The transcript is spliced from 5 exons. NCBI's taxonomy places the organism in Eukaryota, Metazoa, Chordata, Actinopteri, Cypriniformes, Cyprinidae. The record is from RefSeq and is a predicted model, not a curated record. Bases 49 to 618 code for a protein of 189 amino acids.
AUUAAAAUCAAACUGAAGAGAUUUCCUGUAUUUACUGUAGGAGGAGCCAUGGGUACAUAUAAAAGAGGUACAGUCAGAACAUCACAGGACCACCCAACCAGCAGCAAAACAAUCUACACCAGAGGAGACCCAGACAGCAAGAUGGUUCCAGUGUUGAUGUUACUCAUGGCAGCUCUUGUAGCUGCAGAUGAGCCAAUGAUGGAUCUCUCAGGCCCAUUAGAGUCUGACAGUGCCUCUGUUUCUAUCAUAUUCUGUGAUGCUUCUACUACAUGUCCUAGCGGAACAACGUGCUGUCGUUCUCCUUUUGGUAUUUGGUACUGCUGCCCAUUCUCAAUGGGUCAGUGCUGCAGAGAUGGACGCCAUUGCUGUCGUCAUGGUUAUCACUGCGAUGCGUCAUCGACCCUUUGUUUGAGGGGGUGGUUGAAACUGCCAUCUUCUGCUGAGCCGGCCACCAAGGCUAUCCAGAAACCUCAGUCUGUGCCCAUUGACCAGGCUCUUAAAUGGAAGAGCGAGACUGAGUCAGUUCAUUGUGAUGGAAAUCUCUACUGCUCAACUGAGCAGUUCUGUUGCAAGACAGCAGCCGGCCAGUGGGGUUGCUGCAAUGAGAUGGUGUUGUAAGUAAACAACCCCCGUGACUUGGGUGCAGGUCUUAUUAAAGACUUACCAAGUGCAAGAGGCUUUUGUCACACUUUCACGCAGCAUUUUCCCUUUGUUAAUUUGUUGUUAUGGACACUCAUUAGUGUCGACUGUAUACUAUCAAUCAUUUAUUAUCACCCCAUUUGGUCAUGUAUUUAAAUUGAACUGUUUAACUUCUUGGUUGUCAGGUCUUGUCUCUACUUGCUACUAUUCUGUGUUGCAUUUACUCUGUUUGGAUUAUUAAAAACUGCCUGAAUUAUCAUGUGCAUUUAUUCUAACCAAGUGUGACAGCUUUCAGAAGACAAUUACUGUUGAUAUAGAUUCAAGCUGAAUUAAUGCAAAAUAAAACUUUAAAGAACUGCA